Molecule: messenger RNA, 4023 nt
Organism: Spodoptera littoralis (African cotton leafworm)
Lineage: Eukaryota; Metazoa; Arthropoda; Insecta; Lepidoptera; Noctuidae
Source: the annotation of a GenBank genome assembly
AUGUCAGAUUCCCCGGUCGCUAGUAUUGUUAGCGAGAUUUUGAGAGUUGUAGCAGUAGAAGAAGCAUUCAGUUGCUUCUUAGUUCAUAAACCAGAGGAAGAAAAUGAGAUGUUAGGAAUGUAUCAGAAGAGACUUAGUGGCAUCAUGACCCAUUUGAGCACGGAGAUGCAGGAAUCAGCUCUACGCCAGUACCUGACUCCUACGGCUGUGCUAACUAACCGUUACAAAAUGAAACAGCUGCUUGUUCUCUUAGAGAAUUUGGUGAACACAAAUGUUAUUCAGGCUCGAAUGUUAUGUGAUUGUAUUUUGACCAAUGAAAAACUAACCUAUCAAAAUGCUGAUUUUUGGAUUGAAAGUUUCAAUUUAAUCAAGAGGAUUAUUGGAGGAGUAGACUAUAAAGGUGUGAGGGAAAUAAUGAAAGGAUGCAGAGAAAAGGCUCACACAUUACCAGUCAGGCUAAACUCAAGUACAAUGCCCCAAUUGAAAGCAUUGUACAGUGUAAUCGAAUAUAUAUUUGACAGGAAUGCUUCUUUAUUACCUGCAUAUUUCAUUGUCACUGAAAUUCAAAAGGACUACCCUGGUAAUAACCAUUGGCCACACUGGCAACUGGCAAAACUUCUCUCUAGCUUUGUGGAGAGUUUUAAACCAUGUGCUCAAAUGGUUUCUAUUAUUGGACAUUCACAAAUGUUACCUGUUGUUGAGUUUUCGGGCUAUGCAGAUCAUCUUGUAAAUCCAUGGCGACUAGAUCCCACAACAUUAAAGUUCUCCCUAAAGGGUAAUUUGCCUUAUGAUGAAGAACUUCUAAAGCCCCAGAUUUCAUUGCUGAGACAUGUUUUGCAACAACCAUACUCUAGAGACAUGAUGUGUUCAAUGCUUGGCCUCCAGAAGCAACAUAAGCAACGCUGUAUAGCAUUAGAAGAUCAAUUAGUCGAACUUAUGAUUCUGCCAAUGGAAAAAAGCGAACAAGAGAAUGAAGAUGAUGAAAUGUCUUCAUCACAUUGGUGUUGGCUUCAUUUAUCAUCACAAGUCAUAUACCUGAUCCUCAUUGGAUUUGCUUCUUUCCCCAACAUCGUAAUGGGUCUCCACAGCAAAUUGAUUGGCCAUGAUAUGAAAAAAGGUAGAGACCACCUCAUGUGGGUGUUACUACAAUUUAUAUCUGGAAGUAUUCAAAGAAACCCGUCAUCCAAUUUCUUGCCAAUAAUAAAACUGUAUGAAUUGCUGUAUCCUGAAAAAGAACCUCUACCCGUGCCUGAUUGCACGAAGGCCCAUUGCACACAUCAGAUGGCUGUAGUGUGUAUUUGGAUGCACUUGUUGAAGAAAGCCGAAACUGAACACAAAACGAUGUCAAUGCCACAAAAUUUAAAAGUACAGUAUGAGUACCUACAGCAUUUGUUUACGUCAAACAACACACCAACAUUGAUGGGCUCGGAUUACCGCAUAGCUUUGCUGUGCAAUGCAUAUUCUACAAACCAGGAAUAUUUCGCCAGACCGAUGGGUGUAAUCAUAGAAACGCUAUUUGGGAGCCAGAAAGCUAUGCCCAAUGGAAAUCCGACUACUCCUUUGCCUACAGUACCAUUGUCCAUGUGCAUACUUGACAGCCUGACUUUGCACUGUAAAAUGUCACUUAUCCACUCCACUGUUACUCAUGUAGCUAAAUUAGCUCAGAAUAAGAGUAACAUACCAGGAAAUAAUAUGAUGGCACCUGCUUUAGUCGAGACUUAUAGCCGUUUACUGGUUUAUACUGAAAUUGAGUCUAUGGGGAUCAAAGGUUUUAUACAUCAACUACUUCCGAAUGUUUUCAAAUCUCAUGCUUGGGGUAUUCUUCAUAACCUGUUGGAUAUGUUUUCGUAUCGUAUCCACCACGUACAGCCGCACUAUAGGGUGACCCUCUUGUCUAACAUACACUCCUUGGCUGCAUACCCUCAAGCCAAUCAAACACAAUUGCAACUAUGUUUUGAAAGUACUGCGUUAAGAUUGAUAACGAGUUUGGGCAGCUCUGGAGUGCAGUUGCAAAUGUCGAGAGUAGUUUCCGAACCGAAGUCGCUCGUCUCCUCUGAAAGUGAGGAGCUGAAUCGAGUUCUAGUGCUGACUCUUGCACGUGGGAUCUAUAUGACAGGAGCUGGUAGCGACGGAGCGGCAGUGAAGGAACUCCUAACUACUAUAAUGACAAACACGCCGCACAUGUGGUCCCAACAUACGUUGCAAUGCUUCCCUCCGAUGCUGGUAGAAUUUUUUGCCCAAAAUCCGGCUCCUAAAGAGAAUAAGCAGGUUUUGAAGAAAUCAGUAGAGGAGGAGUACCGCAAAUGGACUUCAAUGGCUAACGACAACGAUAUUAUAUCACAUUUCUCAGUACCGGGCACGCCUCUCUUCCUUUGCUUGCUAUGGAAAAUGAUAUUCGAGACGAAUAGAAUCAAUCCAGUAGCUUUCAAGAUCUUAGAACGCAUCGGUGCGCGGGCGUUGUCGGCGCACUUGCGUAAGUUCUGCGACUACCUCGUGUUUGAGGUGACCAACCCGGCCGGCGGGCCGCACAUCAACAAGUGCGUCGACGCGAUCAACGACAUUAUCUGGAAGUACAACAUCGUUACCAUUGAUAGGCUUGUUUUGUGCUUGGUACUACGCCCCAACCCGGACGGCAAUGAGAGCCAAGUGUGCCUCUAUAUCAUCCAGCUACUACUGCUUAAAGGCUCGGAGUUAAGGAAUCGAGCUCAGGACUUUGUAAAAGAAAACUCACCGGAACAUUGGAAGCAAAAUAAUUGGUAUGAUAAACAUUUAGCAUUUCAUAGAAAAUACCCAGAAAAGUUCGCACCGGAGGAGGCAAGCAACGCUUACGGAGGUCCAAUUCCUGUGUACCUGAGUAACGUGUGCCUUAGGUUUAUACCCGUUCUAGACAUUGUGGUGCACCGACACCUGGAGAUACCAUCUGUUAGCAAGAAUCUGGAACAACUGCUGGAACAUCUUGGAUAUCUCUAUAAAUUCCAUGAUCGCCCAAUCACGUUCUUGUAUAACACAUUGCACUAUUAUGAGUCGAAACUUCGUGACAAGCCUUUAUUGAAAAGGAAAUUGGUGAACGCUGUACUGGGCUCCUUAAAAGAGGUGCGGCCAGCUGGAUGGGCCACGACUGAAGCAUUCCAAGCCUAUCUUGCCAAAACCGACGUGGAAGCAACCGCCUGGACUGGUCCAGACCUCAGCUACUACCUUAGUCUAGUCAAUAGAAUGGUAGACACUAUGACUGGCAGCUCGCACUUCCCCAACACAGAUUGGCGAUUCAAUGAAUAUCCAAAUCCCUCAGCACAUGCGUUGUACGUGACAUGUGUGGAGUUGAUGUCACUGCCUCUAGCACCCAAUUUCGUCGGUAACACUCUCCUGGACGUCAUCACCAAAGGUUUUGUUGUAAUACCACCGACUAAGAUCCAACUUUGGAUCAAUGCUAUCGGUCUGAUAAUGGCUGCCUUACCUGAUCCCUACUGGACUGUUCUUCAUGAUCGUAUAAUGGAGUUAAUAACAAAUAAUGAAAUGACGGAAUGGCCAUUCCAACAUUUCAAUCUCACACCAUUCCAACUUUUCAAUCUCACUACAACCAAUGACGCCAUGUUGGAAAACAAAUACAGCUUGACUUUGGCACUGGCUCAUGCCAUUUGGUACCACGCAGGCGCUGGACAGAUUAUGCAAGUACCGCAAUUUAUCAAAGAAAAGCUGUCAGUGGAGGUGCACACUGAGAUUCAGCUCCUGUACCUGUGUCACUUGGUGGGGCCGUUCUUGCAGCGGUUCAACUCGGACUUGUCUCGAGCCGUGAUGGACAUCACUAUCACAUUGUACGAGCUGCUGGCACACAUCGACAAGUCUCAGCCACAUCUACAGUACAUUGACCCAAUAUGCGACUUACUCUAUCACAUAAAAUAUAUGUUCGUCGGCGACACUAUGAAGAACGAAGUGGAGAGUGUUAUUCGCAAACUGCGGCCGGCUUUGCAGAUGCGUUUGCGUUUUAUUACUCAUUUGAAUGUGGAACAGAUAAAUACCGCCUAG